This is a messenger RNA of Rhea pennata, 794 nucleotides long. RefSeq names its product T-cell surface glycoprotein CD3 delta chain. Gene Ontology annotation, biological process: cell surface receptor signaling pathway; positive thymic T cell selection. The record is from RefSeq and is a predicted model, not a curated record. The coding region runs from base 6 to 530 and encodes 174 amino acids. Gene Ontology annotation, molecular function: transmembrane signaling receptor activity. The transcript is spliced from 4 exons. Gene Ontology annotation, cellular component: alpha-beta T cell receptor complex; external side of plasma membrane; membrane. Lineage: Eukaryota; Metazoa; Chordata; Aves; Rheiformes; Rheidae.
CGGGGAUGCGGCCGAGGCGGGCGCCGGGCGGCCGGGCGCCGCUCGCCGGGCUGCUGCUGCUGCUGCCGCUGCUGCCGCUCGCCCGAGGCGAGGUGCGGGUGCGGGAGGCCGGCGGGAGGGUGGCCCUGGAGUGCGGCGGCGGCGCGGCGGGCGCCGUGUCCUGGUGGCGGGACGGCAGCGAGGUGGGCAACGGCUCGCGGCUCGAGCUGGGCUCCGCCUACGACGACCCGCGCGGCGUCUACACGUGCCAGUGGCAGGGCGGCAGCGCCUCGCUGCAGGUGCACUACCGCAUGUGCCAGAACUGCAUCGAGGUGGACGCCGCCACCGUCUCGGGGAUCGUCGUCGCGGACGUGGUGGCCACCGUCUUCCUGGCGAUCGCGGUGUACUGCAUCACCGGGCACGACCAGGGGCGCAUGUCGCGAGCUUCUGACAGGCAGAACCUGAUUGCCAACGAGCAGCUCUACCAGCCCCUUGGCGAGCGGGAUGAUGGACAGUACAGCCGGCUGGCACCUGUCAAGGCGCGCAAGUGAGGUCGGAAGACGCGUGGGUCUGAUGAUCCCUCCGCACCAGGAGUAACAUUACAGCAAAGCCGUCGCCAGUGCCCGAGAGCACAAGCAGCCAGGGUAGGACCGCAGCACCGCCUUACUAAACUCGCUGCUGGCAGAAGGCUUUUUGCCUAGAAAGCCUUCCAGCUCCCCGGAGGCCUCCCAGGCUGGGCUCGUACCUCUCCGCUCUUCUCCUGACCUGCUGUACUUUUGUAUUUCUCUGUCAUUAAAGAUGAACCUCUUUCGUAA